Messenger RNA from Suillus plorans, 619 nucleotides. RefSeq lists its product as uncharacterized. The transcript is spliced from 6 exons. Lineage: Eukaryota; Fungi; Basidiomycota; Agaricomycetes; Boletales; Suillaceae. The record is from RefSeq and is a predicted model, not a curated record. Bases 167 to 505 code for a protein of 112 amino acids.
CUCACGAUCGUGACAAGCAACGCUGAGGUGAAACGUACGCAAGAGAGAGAGAACUUGGAAUCCGGUAGAUCCGAGACGCAGAGGGACGAAGCGGCCGAAGAACAGGCACGGGAGGACAUGUAGAGAGCGAGUGUAUCCAAAAUGGGUCAAGACGAGCGACGUGGCAAUGUCGGCUCGUGCCCUGCUAUGUUUAACUUUAUUUUAUCUUAUAUCCAUGUUCCUGGCGCACUCACCUUAUCAGCAAACGCGCCAGUUCCCUAGCAUCUCAGUUUUCAAUACGAACACUGAGAUUACUGUCGCACCUUUGUCUAGCUCCCGCGCAAACGUCUCGCUAUACAUCACUUUAAACAAUAUUGGUGUUCAGCAUCUCUACCAAUCGCAUGAGUGCGCUAGUGAAGUCUCGUUUUGCAGAUGCUGGUUUGCAGAUGGGCGUAGCUAUUUUGACCACCCUUGGCAGCACUUUUCUGUGCUUCCCACGGAGGAUCUCCCUCAAAUCCUCUUGUAGGCCUCGUCAGAGGGUUGGCUCUGGUUGUCCCAUGUGGUUCUAGAGAGCCUUUAGUUUGUUACUGUAGGUCCCGCUGCCCUCAAGAUCAUCUAGAGCCUCCAGCAUGAUAUCGUA